CCUGGGAGCUUUCAAAUGAAAAGAGAUGAGAACGGAGUACUCGUCGAUCAACAAGAAUUUAAUUUCUAAUCUCUCCUCAGGCCUAGUUUUCCGAUUUGUUCAUGCUGCUGAUUUCCACUGCGCAAUUUUGAAUUCAGAGAUCAAACAUAACAAGAAAAUCGAUCAGAAAAGCCCGCAGGAUAUAAUCAAUAUCUCAUGGCUAAAGAACAGCUUCAAGUUCUGAAUGCACUCGACGCAGCAAAGACACAAUGGUAUCAUUUCACAGCCAUUGUUAUCGCCGGGAUGGGCUUCUUCACCGACGCCUACGACCUCUUCUGCAUAUCUUUGGUCACGAAGCUUCUCGGCCGCAUUUAUUACCACCGGUCCGGCGCCGCGAAACCCGGAAGUCUGCCUCCGAAUGUCUCCUCUGCCGUCAACGGCGUCGCCUUCUGCGGCACUCUUGCCGGACAGCUCUUCUUCGGAUGGCUCGGCGACAAAUUAGGCCGGAAAAAAGUUUAUGGGAUGACCUUAAUGCUGAUGGUCAUUUCCUCGGUCGCUUCGGGACUUUCUUUCGGGCGUGAACCUAAGGCCGUCAUGACUACUCUCUGCUUCUUCAGGUUCUGGCUCGGAUUCGGCAUUGGCGGCGACUACCCUCUCUCGGCUACCAUCAUGUCCGAAUACGCUAAUAAAAAGACCCGCGGCGCAUUCAUCGCCGCUGUUUUCGCGAUGCAGGGGUUCGGGAUUCUUGCCGGCGGUAUGUUCGCGAUCGCCGUUUCUGCCGGGUUCAAGGCCGGGUUCCCGGCCCCAGCUUAUAAAGACGAUCCCGUCGGAUCGACGGUCCCGGAAGCUGAUUACGUAUGGCGUGUGAUCCUCAUGUUCGGCGCGAUCCCGGCUGCCAUGACUUACUACUGGCGGCUGAAGAUGCCGGAAACCGCACGCUACACUGCGCUUGUCGCCAAGAAUCUGAAACAAGCCGAAUCUGACAUGUCGAAAGUUUUGGAAGUCGAGAUUAAGGAGGAGCGCGAAAAACAUGCGGAGGUGGCGGGGAGGAAUAACGAGUUCGGCCUUUUUUCGAAGGAAUUCGCGAGGCGCCACGGAUGGCACUUGCUCGGCACGACGACAACUUGGUUCCUCCUGGACAUCGCGUUCUACAGCCAGAACCUGUUUCAAAAGGACAUCUUCAGUGCGAUCGGAUGGAUCCCAGCGGCGCAGACGAUGAACGCCCUCGAGGAAGUUUUCCGCAUCGCCCGAGCGCAGACGCUGAUCGCCCUCUGCAGCACCGUCCCGGGAUACUGGUUCACCGUUUUGUUCAUCGACAGGAUCGGGAGGUUCGCGAUCCAGCUGAUGGGGUUCUUCUUCAUGACGGUGUUCAUGUUCGCGCUCGCCAUCCCGUACGACCACUGGACGCACCGCGAGAACCGGAUCGGGUUCGUCGUCAUGUACUCGCUCACCUUCUUCUUCUCCAACUUCGGCCCGAACGCGACGACCUUCGUCGUCCCGGCGGAGAUCUUCCCCGCGAGGUUCCGGUCGACGUGCCACGGGAUAUCGGCGGCCUGCGGGAAGGCCGGCGCGAUAAUCGGGGCGUUCGGGUUCCUCUAUGCAGCGCAGCCGAAGGACCCGAGAAAGACGGACGCGGGGUACCCGGCGGGGAUCGGCGUCCGGAACUCGCUCAUCGUGCUCGGGUGUAUUAACGUUCUCGGAUUGGUGUUUACGUUGCUCGUUCCCGAGUCAAAGGGGAAGUCGCUCGAGGAAAUGUCCAAGGAGAAUAGCGAGAGCGACGGCGACGGAGAAAGGAAUGGCGCAGGGCAAGUUCAAGUGCAGAAUAGAGGGAGUUCAGGUAACGUUGUUUGAUCGAAUUCGAAUUCGAAUGAAUGGUUAAUAUAGAGAGAGUUUUGGGAUGAGAUUUGGGACAUGUAUUUUUUUGGGGAAAAUAAGGUUGAGCUGAUUUGAGUUGGAUCAAGUGUUCCAAUCAAUGCUUCCUUUCUUUUGCUAAAAGAGUUGGUUUCAAAUGAGAAUGCAAACAUU
Molecule: messenger RNA, 2004 nt
Organism: Andrographis paniculata
Lineage: Eukaryota; Viridiplantae; Streptophyta; Magnoliopsida; Lamiales; Acanthaceae
Product: low affinity inorganic phosphate transporter 1-like
Exons: 3
Coding region: 196-1830 (544 amino acids)
Biological process (GO): transmembrane transport; phosphate ion transport
Cellular component (GO): membrane
Molecular function (GO): phosphate transmembrane transporter activity
Source: RefSeq, a predicted model, not a curated record